Messenger RNA from Penicillium brevicompactum, 1104 nucleotides. RefSeq names its product actin-related protein ArpA. The transcript is spliced from 3 exons. Bases 1 to 1104 code for a protein of 367 amino acids. The record is from RefSeq and is a predicted model, not a curated record. NCBI's taxonomy places the organism in Eukaryota, Fungi, Ascomycota, Eurotiomycetes, Eurotiales, Aspergillaceae.
AUGGCAGCGGGACAAUCCGAGCAGGUUUUGCUGGAGAAGAGAUUCCAUCAUGUUAUUUCCCCUCAUUUGUCGGCCGCCCCAAACACCCCCCGAGUGAUGGCAGGUGGUCUGGAAGGAGACUCGUUCAUCGGAUCCCGCGCACAAGAGCUGCGGGGACUGUUGAAGAUCCGAUAUCCGCUUGAGCAUGGAAUUGUCACCAAUUGGGAAGAUAUGGAGUCAAUUUGGCACUAUGUGUACGAGAACGAACUGAAAACACUCCCCGAAGAACACCCCGUCCUUCUCACAGAACCGCCAUUGAAUCCGCGCCAAAAUCGUGAUAUUGCGGCUCAGCUGAUGUUCGAGGCUUUCAAUGUCCCUGCCUUGUAUAUGUCUAUCCAGGCUGUGCUGUCACUAUACGCGUCUGGUCGUACAACCGGUGUGGUUCUGGACUCCGGAGAUGGUGUCUCCCAUGCGGUGCCCGUUUUCGAAGGUUUCGCUAUUCCAAACAGUAUUCGCAGAAUCGAUGUCGCUGGUCGUGAUGUUACAGAGCAGAUGCAAGUGUUGCUGCGGAAGGCUGGGCACGUACUGCACACGAGUGCUGAGAAAGAAGUGGUGCGCAUGAUCAAGGAGAAGGUCUGCUACGUGUCGCUGGACCCGAAGCGGGAAGAGAAGGAAUGGAUGAACAACUACCACAAGUCCGAUGCCAAAGCGGUGGACUAUGCUCUUCCGGAUGGUCACAAAAUCAAGAUUGGCCAAGAACGUUACCGCGCGCCUGAAAUCCUCUUCGACCCCGAGCUCAUCGGACUCGAAUAUCCUGGUGUGCACCAAAUUGUCCAAGACGCCAUCACCCGCACAGAUCUUGACCUCCGCAAAUCGCUAUAUCUCAACAUUGUGCUCUCUGGUGGAUCAACGCUGUGCAAGAACUUCCCCGAUCGGUUGAUGCGUGAGAUCAAGAGGCUGGCAGUUGAGGACAUGAAGAUUCGAAUCUCCGCGCCUGCCGAGCGGAAGUACACCACGUGGAUUGGAGGUAGCAUUCUUGCUGGUCUGAGCACGUUCAGAAAGAUGUGGGUAAGCGCAGACGAAUGGCAUGAAGACCCUGAGAUUAUUCACAAGCGAUUCGCAUAA